CAAAAAGAAGAAAAACCGGAAAAAGAAAUAAACAAAACAGCGGCGGCUUCAAAUUAGCUGCGAAGAAAAUGUCGUUCGCCUACAAAAUGACGGAGCGGGACAUCAGGAAGCUGAUCGAGCUGCGCGCCGCCAACAGUGCCGUCUUCACGGGAGAGAAACAUUCGGCCGUUCGGGGAUGGAGGGCCAUCUGUCAGGAGAUGGGUCUGCAGGGGGUGCUGUCAGCGCGCCAGCUGAAGAAGAAGUGGGACAACCUGAAGGUGAAGUACAAGGUCCUGAAGAACCCUCCGGUGGGAAUGGAGACGACGGGAGGACCCUCGUGGCGCUGGUUCCGCCUGAUGGACGAGGCCGUCGGCGGCCGGCCGGCCGACGAGCGGCGGGUCCCCUCGGCGAGCGGGGACGAAGUAGCCACGCAGGUCCAUUUCAGCGUGGAUAUUUCUGAAACCGACGGAGACGUCGCCGCCGCCGCCGCCGCCGAAGACAAGAAAGAAGUCAUUAGACUGCCGGUCCCUCAGAAAGUCCGACCGGACGGCGAGCGCUCCAGGGCGGAGACCCCGCUAUGCCGCACGCAGGACCCGAAUGAACACUACGGACACUUUGAGCGGGACCGGGCGGCGCUGGAACGAGAGCGGGCGGCUCUAAAGCGGGACCGUGCGGCUCUAGAGCGGGACCGGGCGGCUCUGGAGCGGGACCGAAUGUGUCUGGAUCGAGACCGGGCCUGUCUGGACAGGGACCGAGCCGUUUUAGAGCGGGAACGGGCGCGCCCGGGUCGGGAAAACGCGAGGACGCCAAACGCGGAGGCCGAGUCGCCCGGCGAGGAAGGGACCGAGUUCUACCGGAACUUUCUGGCCCCCGACGUAGAACCGCAGCGUCUGGAGAGAACGCAGAGACUCGUGUGCUUGUUCAAUAAGCUCGCCGACAAACUCGAGGUGGAAAAAGUUAGCGCGGCGAGCGAGUUGACUUCUACGAGUUGACUUUUCUCAGUAAAACGUUAACACCUCGGCUGACAUUGACGUCCAAUCCGUUUGAAGUGGGAGGCUGAUAAACUCGAGGCAGAAGCAUGAAAAGAGCUUUCGUGGGCCCGACCACCAUGGUUUGACGGCGGCCAUGUUGGGAGGGGCGUUGUCAUUGCAUUGAUGUUCAAAUGAGGUCAUUUGCUUGCCACCCUCCAACUUCAAAGGCUUUGGAUGUCUACUCCUUCAAAAUUGACAGGAAUAGGAUAGCCCUAAAUGAACAGGAAGUGACCCGGAAUGCCCCAACAUCACCAGGAAGUGCUCUAAAAUAACUAACUGGGUUGUCAUUGAUGGCUUUAGACUGACUGAGCCAUUUGAUGUGGGAGGGUUGGCAGCAAAUAUUUACCCAUGUCAGAUUGCAACAUUGGAAUAUACCUUUUUUCGGGGUCAUUUUCUGUCAUUUCAGGUCCCUUCCUGUUCAUUUGGGUCACUUCCUGUUGAUAUCGGGAGCAUUUCAGGAUCAUUUCCUGUUGUGUCAGGUCACUUCCUAUUGAUAUUUGGUCUCUUCCUGUGGAUUCUGGAACAUUUUUGGGGUUGUGUUGUCCUGUAGAUUUGGAAGCUUCCUAUAGAUUACCUUCCUUCCUGAUUUACUAUUGACUUCCUAUAGAUUUAGGAGAACUUCCUGUAGAUUCGGGAGCAUUUUAGGGUCAUUUUCUGUUGUGUCAGGUCACUUCCUAUAGAUUUGGGAGCCUCUGGGGUCCCUUCCUGUGACUAUGUCACUUCCUCUUCAUUUUGGGGUCACUUCCUAUAGAUUUAGGAGAACUUCAGGGUCCUUGCCUGUUGAUAUCGGGUCACUUCUUGUUUGUUUGGGGACCUUUCAGGGUCACUUCCUGUUGAUUUUAGAUCACUUCCUUUUGAUUCAGGAGCAUUUCGGGAUCACUUUCUGUUCAAUGCCAUUGCCUGUUGAUAUUAGGUUAGGUGACUUCCUGUUGUGCCAGGUCACCUCCUAUUCAUUUAGGUAAUUCCCUGUUGAUAUCGGGUCACUUCCUCCAGAUUCGGGAGCAUUUCAGGGUCAUUUCCUGUUGUGUCAUGUCACUUCCUGUGGAUUUGGGAGCUUCUGGGGUCGCUUCCUCUUGAUAACAGAUCACUUUUUAUUGGGGUCACGUUGCAUUUUGAGCACUGUCAUCUUGUAGUUUUUUCCUUUGUUUGGCUCUAAUAUUCUGCUAAAUGAUAAUGCACAAUAUUGUAUUAUCUAGUUUGGAUUGUGUGUUUGUAAUGGUUUUAAACAUAGGCAGAGUUUUGACUUUUAGGGCAGAGGGGGCACAACAUGUUGAUGACCCCAAAACGCAGUGUCAGCAAUAAAAUUUACUUACAAGAAUAUUUAUAAGCAGGGGUGCACAUAAGUGGUCCACAUGCGCGCAUGCGUACUGGACGUAGACAAACGCGCUGGCCCUCAACGGCUUAGAUACGCUUUUGCGUACCGAUGGCUGACCACUGUAUUUGCGGCGGACACGAGAAAAUCACUUCUCAAAAUGUCGAAGAGGCAGGCCACACUGAGUAAUUACUUCCGUGUUCCCCCACCCCUGUCAAAAGACAGACAGACGACAGAGACGACACCGGAGCUACCGAAAAAAAGGACUUUUGCUGAAAAGUGGCUACAGGAGGUACCGUGGCUAGAAGCAAAUGAUUCUCGCACGGAAAUGCGGUACAAAAUGCGCCGUGAGAAUCCCAAUGCCGCCGAUAAGAGCAGCGCAUUUUAUGUAGGGUCAAAGAAUUUCAGCCAUCCGAACUUUGAAAAGCACGACAAAAACAGAGCGCAUGUGGCAAUUACGCAAACUGUCGAUGUCAAACAGGACCCCACUCGCCCUAAGGACAAGUGGCUGAAUAAAGAUAAUGAACAGCAACAUGCACUGACAAACGUGUUUUUGCUCGCAUUUUACAAAGCUAAACUUGCACGUUCAAUGAGGUCUUAUGAGGAGGACAUCCCACUUUUUAAAAGGCUUGGAGUGAAUGUGGGAGCCGCAUAAUGCCCUUUAUUUUGAAUUGGUGCUUUUUAUUUCUUUACAUUUCACUUCAAAGUAAUGGCAAUUCUGUUGUGCCAGUUGAUGUUAAUCAAGCAUUAAUUGUUAAUAUAAGUAAUUAAAGUUAAUUGGCUCUAAGUAAAGCUUGUCAUAAAUUUAUCGCAUCAGGCGGGUCGGCUCUCAAGCUCAAUGAGGACCAAGUCACAUCUCCAGGUCCUCCUCUGAGAACCUGGGCAAAAAAAAAUUUGUGCACCCCUGUUCAUAAUAAUAAGUUGACAACGAGUGAUUUUUGUUUCCCAUCAUUCUAGAGGGGAAUUCUAAAUUGGGCUGUUUAGGCAAUACUUUUCGCCAAGAUCGUCAUCCAUUGAAUAUGGUACGCCCGCCAGUGUCGUGCCAAUGUUGUUACCACAGUCAAAAAUUGUAUCCCCUGGGCGGAACCAUAUGGAGGUAGAUUUGUGUCUUUAUUAUUCAAUCCCAAAAAAAUGUUUGAAUGCAAAUACAUUUAAAACUAAAAAAAAAUGAUUUUUUUUUUUUUUUUUUGAUUGAAGCAACUUCUUUGAAGUAAUGUUGAUUUGUGUUUGGGCCACAUUUUGGCGAGGACAUUUUUGUCUUUUUUAUUCAAUCAAAAAAAGAGGUUGCUUCAAAAAAUAUAUUUUCAAAAAGAAAAAUCUCUUCAAUCAAAAAAAAAUUCAAUCAUGAAAAAGUUUUUGAAUGCGAAAAAAUAUUUAAAAAUUUGCAUUUGAACACUUAAUUUUUCAUGGAAAAAGUUUUGAUUGAAGCAAUCCUUUUUAUGUUUGGGUCAUAUUAUGAGUAGGACAUUUGUGGCUAAAUCAUUUAAUCCCCCAAAAAGUUGUGUCAAUCAAAAAAUAUAUUUUUUCAAUCAAAGAAAAAAAUCAUUUGAAAAAUAAAAUUGCCCUUCCAUAUAUAUAUAUUUUUUUUAAUGAUAUGCAAAGCAAAUGACCGUCUAAGUUGCUCGUCACAUGAUAUGUUCGAAAAAAAUAAUUUUGACCCAUUAUAAAAAUAUAUUUUUUUGUUCAUUUCAUUCAUUUUUGUUGCAGUUUUAUUGCUUUAAAACUUUUAUAUGUAUAGGAAAGUCAAUUACAUGCAAUCACACUUUUCGCCCCCCAUUAAAUCCGCUUAUGGUUUUAAAUAAAAAAAUUGAAGAUUUUCUGGUCAAUGUCAGAAGC
Corythoichthys intestinalis (scribbled pipefish) is the source of this 4158-nucleotide messenger RNA. RefSeq lists its product as uncharacterized. The record is from RefSeq and is a predicted model, not a curated record. Lineage: Eukaryota; Metazoa; Chordata; Actinopteri; Syngnathiformes; Syngnathidae. The transcript is spliced from 4 exons. Bases 69 to 971 code for a protein of 300 amino acids.